Messenger RNA from Cynocephalus volans (Philippine flying lemur), 7340 nucleotides. It is a transcript of the gene ANKFY1, whose product is annotated as ankyrin repeat and FYVE domain containing 1. The record is from RefSeq and is a predicted model, not a curated record. The transcript has 25 exons. Bases 14 to 3523 code for a protein of 1169 amino acids. NCBI's taxonomy places the organism in Eukaryota, Metazoa, Chordata, Mammalia, Dermoptera, Cynocephalidae. Gene Ontology annotation, molecular function: protein binding; metal ion binding.
GGCCGGGCAAGACAUGGCGGAAGAGGAGGUGGCCAAGUUGGAGAAGCACUUGAUGCUUCUCCGACAAGAGUAUGUCAAGCUGCAGAAGAAACUGGCAGAGACAGAGAAGAGAUGCACUCUUUUGGCUGCACAGGCAAGCAAGGAAAGCGGCAGUGAGUCCUUCAUCAGCCGUCUGCUGACGAUUGUGGCAGACCUCUAUGAGCAGGAGCAGUAUAGUGAUCUGAAGAUAAAGGUGGGGGGCAGGCACAUCAGUGCUCACAAGUUUGUCCUGGCAGCCCGCAGUGACAGCUGGAGUCUGGCCAACUUGUCUUCCACCAAGGAGCUGGACUUGUCAGAUGCGAACCCUGAGGUAACAAUGACAAUGCUUCGCUGGAUCUAUACGGAUGAGUUGGAGUUCAGAGAAGAUGAUGUGUUCCUGACAGAAUUGAUGAAACUAGCAAAUCGGUUUCAGCUACAGCUCCUUAGGGAGAGAUGUGAGAAGGGUGUUAUGUCUCUGGUGAAUGUCAGGAACUGUAUUCGCUUCUAUCAGACUGCGGAGGAGCUGAAUGCCAGCACACUGAUGAACUACUGUGCAGAAAUUAUUGCAAGUCACUGGGAUGACUUAAGAAAGGAGGACUUCAGUAGUAUGAGUGCUCAGUUGUUAUACAAAAUGAUCAAAUCCAAGACGGAAUACCCAUUACAUAAAGCUAUCAAAGUGGAGAGAGAAGAUGUGGUCUUCCUUUAUCUAAUUGAAAUGGAUUCACAGCUCCCUGGGAAGCUGAAUGAAGUGGAUCAUAAUGGAGAUCUUGCAUUAGAUCUAGCUCUUUCACGACGACUAGAGAGUAUUGCCACCACACUGGUUAGUCAUAAAGCUGACGUGGACAUGGUAGACAAGAAUGGCUGGAGCUUGUUACAUAAAGGAAUCCAAAGAGGAGAUCUCUUUGCUGCCACUUUCCUCAUUAAGAAUGGGGCUCUGGUCAAUGCUGCUACAUUGGGUGCCCAGGAGACACCGUUGCACCUUGUGGCAUUGUACAGUUCAAAGAAACACUCAGUAGAUGUGAUGUGUGAGAUGGCGCAGAUUGCAGAGGCCCUCUUGCAGGCAGGCGCCAACCCCAACAUGCAGGACAGCAAGGGCAGGACUCCUUUACACUUGUCCAUCAUGGCCAGGAAUGAAUAUGUGUUCAAUCAGCUGCUGCAGUGUAAACAAUUAGAUUUAGAACUGAAGGACCAUGAGGGCAGUACAGCUCUGUGGCUUGCAGUGCAGUACAUCACUUUGUCCUCUGACCAGUCUGUAAACCCCUUCGAAGACCUCCCUGUAGUAAAUGGGACUUCAUUUGAUGAAAACAGCUUUGCAGCCAGACUCAUUCAGCAUGGCAGUAACACCGAUGCCCCUGAUACGAUGACAGGAAAUUGUUUACUACAGCGGGCAGCUGGAGCAGGAAAUGAGGCAGCAGCUCUUUUUCUGGCAACCAAUGGUGCCCACGUCAAUCACAGAAACAAGUGGGGAGAAACCCCUUUGCACACAGCUUGUCGGCAUGGCCUGGCCAACCUCACUGCAGAGCUCCUGCAGCAAGGUGCCAACCCAAACCUGCAGACUGAGGAAGCUCUACCUUUGCCAAAGGAGGCUGCAUCCCUGACCAGCUCAGCGGACAGCGUUUAUCUGCAGACGCCGCUGCACAUGGCAAUUGCCUAUAAUCAUCCAGAUGUUGUGUCUGUCAUCCUGGAGCAGAAAGCCAAUGCUCUUCAUGCCACAAACAACUUGCAGAUUAUUCCGGAUUUCAGCCUCAAGGAUUCCCGAGACCAGACUGUGCUAGGCUUGGCAUUAUGGACUGGCAUGCAUACGAUCGCAGCCCAGCUGCUGGGCUCCGGGGCUUCCAUCAACGACACCAUGUCAGAUGGGCAGACCUUGCUGCACAUGGCCAUACAGCGGCAGGAUAGCAAGAGUGCACUCUUUCUCCUGGAGCAUCAGGCAGACAUAAAUGUCAGGACUCAGGAUGGGCAGACAGCCCUCCAGUUGGCCAUCAGAAACCAGCUUCCGCUCGUAGUCGAUGCCAUAUGCACCCGAGGAGCUGACAUGUCCGUGCCAGAUGAGAAGGGGAAUCCCCCACUGUGGCUUGCAUUGGCAAGUAAUCUGGAGGAUAUCGCAUCCACUCUGGUCAGACAUGGUUGUGAUGCCACAUGCUGGGGUCCAGGACCUAGUGGAUGCCUCCAGACACUCCUGCAUAGAGCCAUUGAUGAAAACAAUGAGUCCACUGCCUGCUUUCUUAUUCGCAGUGGCUGUGAUGUGAAUAGUCCCAGAAAACCAGGUGCUAAUGGAGAAGGAGAGGAAGAGGCUAGAGAUGGGCAGACCCCCUUGCAUUUGGCAGCCUCUUGGGGGCUGGAAGAGACAGUACAAUGUCUUCUCGAGUUUGGAGCCAACGUAAAUGCACAGGAUGCAGAAGGAAGAACACCUGUCCACGUGGCCAUCAGCAACCAACACAGUGUCAUCAUUCAGUUGUUGAUUUCUCACCCUGAUAUCCACUUGAGUGUACGAGACAGACAAGGGCUGACCCCAUUUGCCUGUGCCAUGACUUACAAGAACAACAAAGCAGCAGAGGCCAUUCUAAAACGAGAGUCCGGGGCUGCUGAGCAGGUGGAUAACAAGGGCCGGAAUUUUCUUCACGUGGCAGUUCAGAACUCUGACAUUGAAAGUGUUCUAUUCCUGAUCAGUGUCCAGGCUAAUGUGAAUUCCAGAGUCCAGGAUGCUUCCAAGUUGACCCCUUUGCACCUCGCUGUCCAAGCAGGCUCAGAGAUUAUUGUCCGCAAUUUGCUUCUUGCAGGAGCCAAAGUGAAUGAAUUAACCAAGCACCGCCAGACUGCCCUCCAUCUUGCUGCCCAGCAGGACCUGCCUACCAUCUGCUCAGUCCUCCUAGAGAAUGGAGUGGACUUUGCUGCUGUGGAUGAGAAUGGAAAUAAUGCUCUUCAUCUGGCUGUCAUGCAUGGUCGGCUCAACAAUAUCCGGGUUCUCCUGACAGAGUGCACAGUGGAUGCCGAAGCCUUUAAUCUGAGAGGCCAGUCACCACUGCACAUUUUGGGACAAUAUGGUAAAGAGAAUGCAGCAGCCAUCUUUGAUCUCUUCUUGGAAUGCAUGCCUGAGUAUCCUCUAGAUAAACCAGAUGCAGAAGGAAACACGGUGCUGCUCUUAGCAUACAUGAAAGGAAAUGCCAACUUGUGCCGUGCCAUUGUCCGAUCUGGUGCUCGCCUUGGGGUGAAUAAUAACCAAGGAGUCAACAUUUUCAACUACCAAGUUGCCACUAAGCAACUUCUGUUUAGACUAUUAGAUAUGCUGUCCAAGGAGCCUCCAUGGUGUGAUGGCUCCAACUGCUAUGAGUGCACUGCCAAGUUUGGAGUCACAACUCGCAAGCAUCACUGUCGUCACUGCGGACGUCUUCUUUGCCAUAAAUGUUCGACCAAGGAGAUUCCUAUUAUAAAGUUUGAUCUGAACAAGCCUGUGCGAGUUUGCAACAUUUGCUUUGAUGUACUGACUCUGGGUGGGGUCUCUUAGUGAGCCCCUGGGGGUCCAGGCCACAUCCCCAGUCACCUCCCCAGCAGCUGCUCUGCUCACCAGCCUGACCCCACCCAGAGCAGGAGCUGGCGGUCAUCUUCAUGGAACAAUUAAGGACCUUGGUGUGAUAGAUCCCAUUUCAAAUGAUUCUGUAUGAUUGUCAGUGUGUCAGACUGUGAUUGAUUUCACUAGAUGUCUCACUAAUUGGACCAGGCCAUUUAGCCUAAGUGGUAAAUGUGAUAGGAAUUAGACCCCAUUCAGCUAGCAACAUACAAGGAUACUUUGAAAACCAUUUUCCCUUCCAGCAGUUGAGUGUCCAUCUUAGAGCAUUCAUGAAGUCUUCCUGCCUCAGCUGACUAUGCGGCAGAGCCUAACACGGUGUAGGAAGCUAGCUGCUUAACGAGGGCUGGCUUUACUCUAGGGUAAGUGGCUGUGGACUUUUAUGCACAGUGUUUUCAUAAAGAUAAUAGGAUCCUCUUACCCUAAAGUCUUUUUUUUUUUUUUUCUUAAGCUAAGCUGUAUUUUUAGUGAGCUACCCUUUUAAAAAGGUAAAAUCUUUCUAAACAGGGUUCAAAGAUGAGAGCUGAAAAAUCGUGGCCUUAACAACUGAAAGCUUUACCAGUGUUUGUGCUACUGAGGUGUCAGGAGUGCAGUUUGGCAGCUUGGCACCUCUUAGCAGCUGUCUCAUUCUCUCGUCUUGCUGCAUCCUGUCUGUGGAGUCCUCAGUCACUGCCACUAGAGUGGUGGAGGAAAUGCACUUUUAUUGUGCUGCACUUUUUAUAUAGCUGCAUUAUUGGUUAUUCCAAUUUAAAAAUCCAUAUUCAAAAAUACCCUCACACAUCCUUGCAUCAGUGAUUCUAAUGAUCAACUUUGGACCUCAGCUCACACUAAUCUUAAAGGAAAAACACGUAGGGUGUCUUUUGGAGUAAUAGAUUCAUAUAGGCCAAGUUGAGAAGAAUAGGUAAGGCUUUAGCUUCAGGGAUGGGUAUUUCCAGCCUCAGGCCAAUGGCCCCUAUCUCCCUGAAAGGAAUGCUUCUUGCUAAAACCUUUCCUAGUUAUGCUGUGUGUCUGUUGGUGCCAGUUCUGUGUAGCUUGCCCUGCCCCAUAAGGGCCAACAGCUGAAGGCCCUGGCCAAGUGUGUGUGAACCAUUUUGGAAGGCGCUCUGGCUUGUGUGCUGAUGAGGCUGCCAGAACUUGUUAGGCCUUAGUUGCUGCUAGUACAUAUGUUAACCCUGAAGUGUUAAACUUCUUUUCUUUUGAAAGUUUGGCCAGUUUUUUAAAAAUACAUAUUUAAAUAGAAACUUCUACCACUGCUUUAAAAAAAAAACAAAACUCUGAGAUGAACAAUAUGUGUCACACAGUCAUACUUAGAGAUUAACAAUCUCAAUCACACAUACUGAUUUUUCCAGACUUUUAAUAACCACUACAUUUGUUCGCAUUAAUGAUGUAUGGAUAUAUGUGUAAAAGGGACUACUUAUUUUUUUGCAGCAGCCUGUUCUUUUGUUUCUUUUUUGAAUAGUGGUAUGUCCUCUAUGUUGCUGUAGAUUUAUACAUCUGUUGCCUAAAUAUGUGUGUAAAAUGAGCUGAAAAACCGGAGUGCUACUUUUUAAAAAUAUUUCUGUGAUUUAUAAGAUAUGCAAGUAUAUGCUUUCUAUGUUAAUAUGAGCUUGUUGUGCACAAUGUUUAAAAAAAAAAUUAAUUAGAAGUGUUCCCCUGUCCCCCAGUCUGUGACAUAUUUCAUAUAGAAUUUUUAUAGAAAAACUCAACUAGUCUUGGCAAACACUUGACCAUGUGAAUCAUGUGGUCACUUUCCGUUUUCUGUUGCCCAAAAAAGGCCACAAGGAAGUAGAGCUUAGUUAGGUAGCUUGGUUUUUUAAUUAGAAAGUAAGAUAAUUAUGGUUCAAAGAUGAAUUUAGGUGGUCAGUACAUCUAUACUUGUUCUUUUAAUGUUCUUAGUGGAGGGUGGAGGAUGGGAUGAGUCUGAUUGUUAUGCCUUUGCCCUAACAUACCAGUUUCAAUAACAAUCUCGCCUAUAAUUACACUUAAAAAUCUUAAGAUCAUGUUUAAAUUAUGUUGAUGCAAGCUUCUGUUUCUUUACAGAGUCCAGAGAUAGCAGUGGUACUGACCAGCCAUGGAUUGGGGGAACAUAUUUUGAGUUCUGCAUUGGCUUCAGGUGCAUUCAUGUAGAUUUAGAAAAAGCAUCUUUCCACAGUCUUAGGAAAUCUCCCUGACCAUGCUGAUGCUCACUGGGUUGCAUUCAGCAGGUUCCUUGAGUAGCAGCUGCCCCACUGGGACUCCAACAUACACUGCCCUGGCUGGGACUAGAUAGGUCUGAGUCACUUUUGUGCCCUCCAUGCUGUCAGGACUUGACUACAAAACUGCCUAGCUGUUCUUGUUAAAUUUUAAACAGUAGCUUAAGUACUAGUAGCAAAAACUUAAUUUUAUUCAUUCAGAAGGUUGCCAAUAGUGAAUGAGUAGAGCAGGAAGAAUAAACUUUACUGGAACAUAAUUUGCUGCAUCAGUCAACAUUGUUAUGCUGAAUUAGCUUUUUAACUGCCUCUUGCUCAUUGCCAGAUUUAUUAUACAGUAUAUUCUUGACCGUCUUUUUCUUUUUUUUAAGACAAAGGUACAAACCACAUGCUAUAUAUAAGUGGAAUAACUUAAACUAAUUUGCUGUGAUCCUCUAACACAGAAAUUUCCCACAAAUUUAAGUGCCUACACUUAGGACUUUUUAAUUUUCAGUUAUCUUUUUAGUGGUGUCUCAUUGAAUGCUAUAUUAGAACAUGUGUUCCAUUUGGAGUUUUGUGCCUGUGCACUGUAAAUAAACCCCAAUUACCAGUUUAGUCAAGGCUGGAUUAAAUUGCUCGAUUCACCUGCCACAUUCUCUCCAAGGAGUGGGGUCCACGUGACCUUUAGUCCUCUACCUCAGAGCCCUUAAUCAUUUUUGACCACCCAGUUUAGCUUCCUCACUCAUGUCCCACACCUGUCAUGUUGAACUGUUCGUUACUGCACUAAUCUUGUCCAGGGGUGAGGAGUGGAGGAAAAGUCUUCGGAGGGAGUAGAGCCUUGACCUCCAUCUAGGUUUCCUUUAUCUGGAGAAAAAGAACACUCUGAGCUAUGUCAUGCUUAGACCUGAAAGGUACCCAGCAAACAAGUAAGUGUAACGCUUCCAUGACAGAAACACUUGCUUCCCUCAGGACAAGCCCCAGAACAACUACCAGAAGCACCAAAACUCCCCACUCCCAGCUGGAGAAAGGAGGAAGCUGAGGGGAAACGACUUGCCAAAGGGAUUUGGAAGCUACAUUCUUGCUUUGUGGAAGCAGUUUAGUGAAGAGCUGUUUGACAAUAUAUAAACUAAACACUUAAAUUCCCAGAACUUGUAGAUGCCUUAAAGACUUUCUCUGGAAGAUCAUUGCCUGUACAGUUCCUUUUUUGUGUGGCAUAAAUAAUAUAUUAACCUGUUACAACCGAUGGCAUUGGUUUUCUGUAGUUAGGGAGUCUGGAAUUGAGAUUGCUUAAUUAAAUACCUGCCCUUUUUUGGCAGAUGUGUGGAGUUGGCUGUUACCAUGACAUACCUGUGUGAUACUAAGGGGAAGGGCGGUAGCUGGGCGGAAACUGCAGGCACACAUUGGGUUGAUCCCCUUGGCUUCUAAACCACUUGGGGUUGUGCUCAGUGUAUGAUGAUGGCAUCAUAAAGGACCAUAGCGCUUAUCAGCAUUGUUUCUUUGGAGUCUGUGUAAUAGAAUGUAUUUUUCAAAUACUGAUAUUUGCAUUUUCUGUAACAAUUCCUUAUAAUAAAAUGAAGUAAAAUUGUGCA